UGAGUCCUUGUUUACUCAAUAAGUAAUGAUUAGAUUGGGGGAUUCUGCUCCCCAAAUGACUCAGUUAUUUGCAAGUGACCGCUGCAGAAUCUGAUAUAAGAAGCAGGUCCGGCUGAUACUCGUCCAACUAGAAAAGAACAUGAUGGCGUCCUGGUGUGCCCUUGCUUUCUUCUGUUUGGCGUUUUUCUGCCAUGGAGCUCAGUCCUGCCCACUACAUUGCAAAUGUUACUACAGAUCAACUGAGGUCGUCUGCAACGACUCUCCCCUGACGGAGUACCCCUCCAGCGGUUUCCAGAGGAACACCACCCUGAUGACCAUCCAAUUCACCAACAUCACCUCCAUCUCCGAGCACCACCUGAGCGCCACGCCGAUGCUGAAAGGACUCCACGUGUACAGCAACCAGCUGCAGAACCUUUCCUCUCAUCUCCUCCGAGGAACUCCUCACCUGGACACUCUGGACCUCACGGGGAACAAAGUGUCCGAGCUGCCGGCAGACGUCUUCAGCCACGCCCCGCUCAUCAACCUGGUGCUCAAGAAUAAUCUGAUCGAAAAGGCCGAAGCGAAGUGGCUCCCUGACAACAGCAACAUCACCUGGUUGGACUUAUCUGGGAACAGAAUAACGCAGGUCCCGGCUGCUCUGCUUCAGAAGCUGCCCCACCUGGAUAAUCUGGACCUGGGCAACAACCGCCUAGAGAAGAUCUCUGCAAACUCUCUGGACUCGCUGCCCAAACUGGAGAGGCUUAACCUGCGCAACAACAAGCUCAGCACCCUGGAUGCAUCCAUCUUUCAAAACACCCAUAACCUCACCUACCUGUUCCUCAAUAGAAACAAGCUCCAAAAACUUCCCCAAAACCUUUUUCAGGGGCUCGAUCAGCUCAGUGUGGUGAGUCUGGAUGACAACCAGCUCAGCCACGUCCCUGCAGGUUUCCUCGACCCGCUGAGCUCCCUGGAUGAAGAGGCGCUGGACCUGAGCGGUAACCCCUGGCAGUGUGACGGGAAGAUGGCGUACCUGUGGAGGUGGAUGCUGAAGAAUAAGGACAAAGUCUAUCUGCCAGAGUCCGUCAUAUGUGCUGCACCGCCAUCUCUGGUGGGACGCUCGGUGAUUUCACUGAAAGAAAGUGAACUAAACCUUUAAACAUUUUCCAUCUUCACUCUAUCUGAUGUAGUGAUGUCUUACUUUCACUGAAAUGUUCUCUUUUAUCAGAGUAAUGUGAAUGUAUGAUUAAAAAUGAUAGAGAGCCUUUUAGAAUGUCUGUCUCUUUUGUCUUUACUUUAAACCUCUGAAGUUCAGGAGAUUUUGGUUCAAAUUUGUC
This is a messenger RNA of Centropristis striata (black sea bass), 1313 nucleotides long. RefSeq names its product leucine-rich alpha-2-glycoprotein-like. The transcript has 2 exons. The coding region runs from base 140 to 1135 and encodes 331 amino acids. Gene Ontology annotation, cellular component: extracellular matrix. Lineage: Eukaryota; Metazoa; Chordata; Actinopteri; Perciformes; Serranidae. Gene Ontology annotation, molecular function: protein binding. The record is from RefSeq and is a predicted model, not a curated record.